This is a messenger RNA of Mya arenaria, 1731 nucleotides long. RefSeq lists its product as uncharacterized. The record is from RefSeq and is a predicted model, not a curated record. The transcript has 3 exons. The coding region runs from base 266 to 805 and encodes 179 amino acids. NCBI's taxonomy places the organism in Eukaryota, Metazoa, Mollusca, Bivalvia, Myida, Myidae.
CCGGUUUGUUUCGCGUAUAUUAAUUGCUGAAGUAUUCCUUAGGCAGAAUGGAGAAUGACAUGAUCCGAUAACACCGAUUUGCUUCGAAAAUGCAAUGGGAUUAAUGCAAUUACGGUUUUGCUUUUAGAAUUCAGAUUUAAUAAUAAAGAUCGGAAACUAAGUUUGUUAUAUAAGAUACAACUAUAUUCAUUCUAAAGCAGGAAAGAACAAGCUCACGAGAAAGAAAGUUAGGAUAGAGUACAAAAGGGGUAAUAACAGGUUAGAAAUGGUGACAGUACGUUUAGCGACUUUCUUGCAGACGUUGAGCAAGUAUUCACAUCUUGCUAUAUUACUCGUAUAUAUGCCCUCUAUACUCGGAUUGCCAUACCUGAACGAUGGUACCAGCAUUCAACAGCUCUACGGUGAUGGCGUAUUAAACGGAGAUACUGACAUAUCCGAUAGACUGUUUCCUAGCUACAAUGAUCAACGGAAUACUAUCGAUGCAUACGGACACACGCUGGACAAUGACAUGGAUUGGUCCUCAGACUCGAAUGAGAUCGAGAAUGAAAUCAUAUCACAACUGGUUGGCUCUUAUCGGAAUGAAAACGAUUACAAACGCAGUGUUAAUCGAGAUGUGCUAAACAAACUCGUUGGCGCACGGGCAAAGAGAUUUGGAUAUUCCUACCACCCAUACCUUAUAUCCCCUCGGCCGAUGACUCGUGCACGAAAUUGGAAUGGCCCUUCGAAAUUAUGGAUGACGUCUAGAGACAACGAUUUUGCCAAGGUAAAACGACGACUUGCUUUCACGGCUCUGAGAGGAAGAUAGAUUUAUUUCACCGAUUGGGAACACUUUCGUUGCACAUUGCAGAUGUUUGGAUGAUUUUCACAAAACGCAAAUGAACAGCAGACACAAUCUUAAAACAUGUUUAUUAGUUGCAACUUAUGAUUACAGUUAUGUUGUGUACAUCAUCACGUGAUGCCAAAAUAAUGGUGUUAAGUAUAAAUUACAAUGUUUACAAACACAAUAAUUCAAUAUUAUGUUCUCUUUCUUUUUUUCUCAUCGUAUUCUUUAUCUAAAUGUUAUCAUUCUAAACAAGAGAUACAAACUUUUUCGGGAUUGUCUUGUUAAUGAGUAGACAAGUUUAAUGUUUAUAUUUUAAAGUGACGGUUUAAGUUAAGAAACACAAAAUACCAUUUGUAUGGCGUAAAUAAGAAAUCAAAGUGCAAAUGUAUGGAAAAGGUCUUUUAAAAUCUGUUUAACUUGUUCUUUACAUGAAACGAUACAAAUGAAAAUAAUCGACAAUCCCAGACGUCUGAAGCCAACAAUUACUCCGUUCAAGGGCAUAAGUGUCUAAAGGGCCAAAUUCACGCUGAACGACAGACGAAAAACGUAGAAACAAAACUGAUAUACAACACACUAAUCAACGUCUAUUUAUCUAUAGAUAUUAGGGUCACCGCCUUGAAUCGGGCAGCAAUUCAAGAGUUCACUGGGGACAUUUACUGAUGAAUGUUGUACUUAUAAAUCCCUGGAGCAAUAAAAAAGGAAAUAAGACAAAAAAUCUAAUUAAGCAUUAUCGGGGUUAUUAAUAAUAUUUAGUAUGCAUAAUCCAUGUAUCUUCUGCAACAUAGGUGAAAUAAGGAGAUUUUUUUUAUGAAAGAAGAUUUCAUUUUUUUUAAAACCAAAACGCGUUUGCGUUGUUUUGAAAAAAUCUGUUUACAAAAAGAAUACUGUUUUUGUAACAAAAUAUUCAU